UCGAAUGAACCCAAGGAAGAACCCAAAGGACCAGAUUGUUGUGCUUUGUCGUGUCCAGACGAGCUUCAGAUUCCGCCAUCGCCAUCGCCGAUGCGGAAGCUCGGUUUUUCGCUCCCAAUCUAGACACAGUUGCUCCCGGGUGCGAAUUUACUGCGGUGAGCAUUGACAGACGCGGAUCAACGAUGGCGAGCGAGGGCGAGGAAGGGGAGGUGCCGUCGCAGCGAGACGCUGGCGCCGUGGCGUGGACCAUAUGGCAACUGAUCGAUUCCGUGCUGCCCACAGGUGGGUUCGCACACUCGUUUGGAUUAGAGUCUGCCGCGCAAGCAGGGUUAGUGUUCGACGCUCACACGCUGGAGAAGUUUGCCGUGACGGCGAUGGAGAAUACGGGAUCCCUGUUGCUGCCGUUCGUGUUUGCGGCAGUGGAGGGCCGGGUGAUGAGUUUGGAAGAGUGGAUCGGGUUAGAUUGCGCGUUGCACGCCGUCAUGUCGAACGGCGUGGCGAGAGCUGCGUCGGUGGGGCAAGGGAAGGCGCUGCUGCGGUUGGCAGGCGGGGUGUUUAAGGAAAUUGCUGGCGAAGUAGCGGCAAUGCGGGUGAGCGUGAUGGGGAAGCCACCGAGAGCUCACGGCCACCACGCGCUAGUGGUGGGGCGUCUAUUGGGGUUGCUGGGUGUGGACGCGAGCACCGCGCAGCGAGCGUACCUGUACCUCACUUUGCGAGACGUUUUGUCCGCGGCUACGAGAUUGAACCUCGUUGGUCCGAUGGAGGCGGCGUUGCUUCAGCAUCGCCAUGCGCAGCUCGCGGAGAGAGUCAUGGGGAAGUACGCGAAUAGGAGCGUGCACGAAGCGCAUCAAAUUGCGCCUCUGCUUGACACUCUGCAAGGAUCGCAGACUCUGCUGUUCUCUCGUCUGUUCUGCUCGUAAUGCAUUGCGAACGUUCAGGAAGUAGAUCGUCUGAUAAUCGACCACCAGGCUUCCUUUGGAGCUUCAUCUCAUUCGAAGAGCGUGUCGCGAAUUGCAAGUAUCAAACAUCAUCAUAUCUCUCUCUCUCUCUCUCGCUCGCUCGCUCUCACAGAUUGAGUUACGCAAGAAUAUGGACAUUUUUACGACAUUCUUUUUGCGCCUUGCUAGUCCUCAGUGGAAAAAUUGCGUGGAGUUACAUCUCCCGAGUAGUGGAUUGUGCUAGGUCAAGUUCGUAGAGGAUAGUGUUCUCCAUUCGAAACGAGCUCCAUAGCCUGGCGGACGUCCCUCGAGAGCUGUAAGUGCAUAGAUCGUGUGAAAGAGAAAUCGAAUGAAGCAAAUUCCUUUCGCAACUAAGCCGAUUCUCGAGAAGAGCGGGUUGUAUAGGAGACGAAUUACGCACAUUCAGGAAUGGCCUCUGCUCUACACGGCAGCAUGUGAUACAUGCGUCGAAUUUCAUGUGCAAGGCAACAUUUACUAUCCAUCUGUGACUUCACGAAAAAUACCUUUCCUGUGAGGUGCAGUGUUGUA
Molecule: messenger RNA, 1487 nt
Organism: Physcomitrium patens
Lineage: Eukaryota; Viridiplantae; Streptophyta; Bryopsida; Funariales; Funariaceae
Product: urease accessory protein F
Molecular function (GO): nickel cation binding
Source: RefSeq, a predicted model, not a curated record